AAAAAGAUGAGGAUCAGCAACGUUAAAAAGGAUCCCAUGAAUCGAAAGGGCAUCCAUCCAUUUCAAAUUUAAAACGGGGGCAGCUUUCGGGAUCUCCAAUGCACAAACAGCGAAGUUGUGUGAAAUGCAAAAAGUGUCCCAAAACUUCCCAAUCGUUCGUGUUUUCACCCGCCUUCUCCUACCACAGCUACCUCAGAUAACAUUCCCACGAUGGAUAUGGAGUUAGCUCUUCCAAACCCUAAUUACAUGGUCCCACCUCCCCCACCAGCAGCAGAUCUUCCUCCCCCACCUCCGCCAUCCAAUAAUGGAUUCAUCUUCCCCUUCCCCAAAAGACCGACCCUUAGAGUGACCACUGAGUUCGACAGUGAAAGCACUGUCUUCUUCAACAAGAUCUCCUGCAAGUUCUUCGAUAGCCUUGCCAAGUUGAAGUUUUCCUUCAACAACGGCAGCAAAGGUGAUGUCUCCGAACCCCAGCUCAGUUUCGUUUCUAAGCACUUGAGUAUCCAUUAUGACCUUGAAGACCAGAAUGCUCUCGUCAAGAGUUCCUUUGACAUUGGUCCCAAAUUGCACCUCACUGCUGCUCAUGAUGUCAAGGCUCAACAAGGAGAGGUUACAAUGGUUGCAGAUUUGGCUGAUCCUGGCUAUGCACUCGAAUUGUCAACUGCUGUUCCGACUGUUGGAUUGCCAAAAGCAACCUUUAGAUGUCCUAUUGGUGAAGUUUCACUUCAGGAGGAAGAAGACGAGGAAUUCAAGAGAUUGCUGUCUGUGAGUGGAAUUGUUAAAGGACAAUUUUUCAAUGGAAUCGGCACUGCCCAAUACAGGGAUGAUGAAAUGAAAUUAAGAUACUCCUUGAAGGAUAAACAAAUGUCAUUUAUUCCAAGCUUGUCUCUGCCUUCAAAUGCUCUGUCAUUUGCUUUUAAGCGCCGGUUUGGUCCUUCAAACAAGUUAAGUUACUGGUACAAUUUUGAUUCGAACUUUUGGAGUGCGGUCUACAAGCGCACUUAUGGCAAAGACUUCAAAUUUAAGGCUGGUUAUGAUUCAGAGGUUCGCCUUGGCUGGGCUUCUCUUUGGGUUGGGGAUGAAGGUGGAAAGGCUAAAACGGCUCCUAUGAAGAUGAAAGUUCAGUUCAUGCUUCAAGUGCCUCAAGAUGACAUAAAAUCUUCAGCUUUAAUGUUUCGGGUGAAAAAGAGAUGGGACAUCUGAGUUCACUGGUAAAAUUUCCAGCUUUUUGUACAGGCCUCUCAAAUCAGUACGUUUAUUGCAGUUGCCCAGUGUCAUAAGAUGUUAGAUACAAAAGAGCAACGUCGAUUUACAAAAGAGUGACAUUGAUUUGUUGAUAACUCUACUCCAAUCAGCUAAUUCAUCAGAUAAAUUUUACUGCGUAAAAGAUGCACUUUGUUGUUGGAUUAUA
This is a messenger RNA of Neltuma alba, 1411 nucleotides long. RefSeq names its product outer envelope pore protein 37, chloroplastic-like. The transcript is spliced from 6 exons. Bases 211 to 1203 code for a protein of 330 amino acids. The record is from RefSeq and is a predicted model, not a curated record. Gene Ontology annotation, cellular component: chloroplast outer membrane. NCBI's taxonomy places the organism in Eukaryota, Viridiplantae, Streptophyta, Magnoliopsida, Fabales, Fabaceae. Gene Ontology annotation, molecular function: monoatomic ion channel activity. Gene Ontology annotation, biological process: monoatomic cation transport.